AUGUGCACAACGGAUCUUUUUCGGAGAUUAGUCAGGCCCGACCUCGAACUGAUGGACAUGGACUCCCAGUCAAGAUCGUUGUACCAUUCUGACGUCCCAAUCGAGGUCUGGAAAUCGCAUGAGUCGCAGCGUACGUUUGCCCCCAAAGGCCCCCCAGUGAAAAUCUGGGACAACGGGGCAGUACGUUGGAUAUCUGUAGACGUUGAAAAAGCCAUGAGCCGAGCUAUCGUGUGCUUUGCACAUGUUUUCAUGUGCUUUGCGCAUGAGAGUCGACAGGUCUGUCAGUGCGAAGCAGAUGGCCAGAAGUUAAAGGAUUUGAUGUGUCAGAAUGCCACGCCCACGCAUCUGUUGUGA
This is a messenger RNA of Durusdinium trenchii, 354 nucleotides long. The record is from the annotation of a GenBank genome assembly. NCBI's taxonomy places the organism in Eukaryota, Dinophyceae, Suessiales, Symbiodiniaceae.